GUCGGUGCAGCAGCCUUGUUACAGGCCAGCGUACAGUAGGAGAUGUAGCGGGACGUGUGGGCAUGGGAGAAGAAUAGGCUACAGUAGUGUACGGGGGGGGUCUGCCGCUGCAGCUGGAAGGGGACCUGCACCGGGUUAGGCUGAUAGAGAACCGCGGACGGGGGUGAUGAAAGCCGGAGAGAGAGAGAGAGAGAGAGGUAUUGACACUUUCCCUCCCACUGAAGGUAGAGAUGAGGUGCAUGGGUGAGUCGUGAAUGAGGGGGGUGCAGUGGAAGGUGCGUACAGUCACAGCAACACUGAGGGGCUUCAUGCUGAACGUGAAGAGUCCAGCUGCGGUGCAGAAGGGAAUGCGGGAUUCCAGCUGUGCGCGUGUAGAUACAGGAAUGGACGAUGGAAUGUGCCACAGCUUUGCAAUGAGACGUCUGUGGGUCUGUGUCUUGCUUGUGAGCAUCACCUGCCGUCCGAGCCUCUCCCAGGAUGUAACUGGAACUCCCAAAGAGGCCGAAUUAAAUGACAACAUUACCAUCUUCACACGCAUCCUGGACGGACUGCUGGAUGGCUACGACAACAGGCUCCGCCCUGGACUGGGAGAGAAGGUGACAGAGAUCAAGACCAACAUCUUUGUCACAAGCUUCGGUCCAGUCUCUGACACUGAAAUGGAAUACACUAUUGACGUGUUCUUCCGUCAAAGCUGGAAAGAUGAAAGACUUUGUUUUAAAGGCCCAAUGGAGAUGCUUCCCCUGAAUAAUCUCCUGGCCAGUAACAUCUGGACUCCGGACACCUUCUUCCUCAACGGGAAGAAAUCCAUCGCACACAACAUGACUACACCUAACAAGCUGCUGCGGCUGAAAGACGACGGGACUCUGCUCUACACCAUGAGACUGACUAUAUCAGCAGAAUGUCCCAUGCAGCUGGAGGAUUUCCCGAUGGACGCCCAUGCUUGUCCCCUUAAAUUUGGAAGCUAUGCGUAUCCGGUCUCGGAGGUGGUCUACACGUGGACACAGGGAGCAGCCAAGUCCGUGGUGGUGGCAGAGGAAGGCUCCCGGCUCAACCAGUACCAUCUGAUUGGUCAGACUGCAGGGACAGAGGACAUCUACACCAGUCGAGGCCAGUACACCGUGAUGAUGGCUCACUUCUACCUGAAGAGGAAGAUCGGCUACUUCGUCAUCCAGACCUACAUGCCUUGCUUCAUGACUGUAAUCCUGUCACAGGUUUCGUUUUGGCUCAACCGGGAGUCUGUGCCAGCGCGGACUGUCUUUGGUGUGACCACAGUGCUCACCAUGACCACUCUCAGCAUCAGCGCUCGAAACUCGCUGCCUAAAGUGGCUUACGCUACUGCCAUGGACUGGUUCAUAGCCGUGUGCUACGCCUUCGUCUUCUCCGCGCUCAUUGAGUUUGCCACAGUUAACUACUUCACCAAGAGGAGCUGGGCCUGGGAUGGGAAAAAGGCAAUGGAGGCCCAACAGCCCAAGAAGAAGGACCCUUUGGCUCUGUCUAAAAAGCCCAACAACACCUGUUCGGCCGGUGUGAAUUAUACCACCAACCUUACAAAGGACACAGCCAUCUCGACCAUCUCAAACAGCACGGCCGUUCAGCUCAAACCCUCUGAAACCAAGGCCCCGGACCCCAAAAAGACUUACAACAGUGUGAGCAAGAUUGACAAGAUGUCCAGAAUAGUGUUCCCGGUGCUGUUUGGGACCUUCAACCUGGUGUACUGGGCCACGUAUCUCAAUAGGGAACCCGUGAUCAAAGGAGCCGUUUAAGCUCUGCGAUCGGGAUCAUUCAUCGUCCUGACAACCACUUCGGGAUUUCAUAACUGGAACGCAAUACUCAUCAAUGCCACUUAGUCCUUGUAUCAUAGACGUGCGUGUUUUUUUAGGUCAUUGGAUAACAUUGCAUGUCUGUCGCUUCAGGAAAACGUUGCCUUGAGUUUGUACAUGUACGACAUACAAAUUUUCCUAACAGACGCUUUCUCAAAUUCAUGUUUCACAAUGUUAGCAUUUGGCAUUUAUAUUUUUUCCUCGCGUCUACAGUAGAAGAUGGUACAGCAAGGCCAAAUGCUAUGCAAAACAACAUUUUUACCGUGUCAUUACUCGGAAGAAGCUUUUACUUUUGUGACUCUUACUUUGUACAAAUGGGCUGGAGGUCCAGGUAUGCGAGGCGGGGCCCAGGCCCAUGGGACUUUGCUUCCUUGUUAAAAGCAGAUGAAUAGCCAUGCUAAAUGUGUUGCCUUCAGAGUGUGAUAGCUCAUUAUGAAUGCACUGAAAUCUCAUUUUACUUCUUCAGCAGCCAGAUUUAAAACGUUCAUUAAAUCAUGUUGUGUUUCUUUUUUGCUGCUUUUCUCUCUGUUUUGAAUGGCCAGUUUUUUCAUAAAUGUAAUUUUGGGGACAGAUCUCAAGCUAAAGUGAUCCAGUGGCAGCUGCUGUUUCCAGGUCCCCAUCAUGAGAAUCCUGUACAUAUGGUCGUAGUUUAGGAAACAUGUAUAUAUGCUUUUAAAAAAUGUACCACUUAAGCCAGUAAGGUUAGCUUCUAUGUUAUGCGUAUGCAGCAACAGUGUUACUCUAGUCUAGCGCUUCAUUGACUGGAUAUUGGGAAAUGAGCAGAAUAGCUUGAGCUUUAGCAAUGUUGACAGAAUAUACAAUGCUUUUUCAAAACAGUUAGUUUUUUAGAUCAGUUUGUCGUUUCUAUAAGCUUUGAUGAUAACUCGCAAAUAUUCUUGAUCAAUAUUUGGAUGCUUUGAGCAGGAUCACUUUUUGUCAUGAUUUAGAGUAAAUGUAGUUAUGAGACUGACUUAUCAGGUUGUCAGGCCAAUCAAAGAGAAAGAAAGUCACAUGACCAGGUUAUUCCAUUUGGACCAAUCUCGUUUUUAAAUCACGAUAUGUUAUUUUUCAGGGCAAAGUUGUCUUUAAAUGAGUGUUAAAGCAACACUAAAGAACGUUUUCUCUACGACCCCCCUACCGGUUGGAAGUGGAACUGUCCAUUACAUUACCAUUAUUCUCUCCUUUGAACUACAGAUCUGGAAAACCUGCACCAAAAUAAUGUACCUUAAAAUAAUGUUUCCAAAAUGGUGUCAGUGGUUCAUCAGCUGGUAACAGGGUGAACGGCACUCCUGCAUUCUCCGCGGUUCUCUACGGGAUAUAACCGCACUGUGGAGGGUUGCCAGAUAGGGUGGUGGAUCUGUAGUUCCAAUGAGACGUAAUGGGACAUAAUGGACAAUUCAGCAUCCAACCUGUAGGGGGACUGAAGUAGAAAAGUUCUUUAGUGUUGCUUUAAAUUAAAGGAAUAAUUUAAUAUAUUGGGAAAUUGGCUUUUUGGCUUUCUUUCCAAGAGUCAGAUGACAAGACUUAUACCACUCAGCGUGUCUCUACAGCAAUAUGAAGCUACUGCCACGAGCUGAUUAGCUUAGCUUAGCACGACGACUGAACACAGAUAAUUCACUUAAAAGGAUUUAAAAUCUUAUUUGCUUUUUUUGUUGAGAUUUAAAUGAUUCUGUAGACUCAAUAUGAAGCUACAGCCAGGGGCGAGUUAGCUUAGCUUAGCAUAAAAACGGAAACCGGUUCUGAUACCGGUAACGAUACCAAUACCGGUUCCUAAACAAUACUUUUUUCAAUGCCAAUUUUAUGAAGAAACAAGCAAUGACAACAAUAUUAACAUUAUUUUUGUGGAGUUUUACAGCCAAUCACAGCCAUUAUUAGAUCAUGGUGCGAGCAUGCUGCGUGCCUAUUGGCCCACUGACGCUGAUGAGAUGAGUACUCCUCAGUCACUGUUACUGUCGACUGGUUUGUGGCUCGCAUGGCACUAAAUAAUACAGUGAUACGGUGAACCAGCAGGGCUAUAACAUAACCAUAAGUCUGCUCUAUUCAAAAUUAUUUAUAUAUAUUUUAGAUACCCAAAACAGAAGGAAACAGAGUAAAACAGAUAUUUGACCGUGCUGUGCCCUCCGUCCUGACUCAGCGCAGCGUUGCCAGUUUGGCCAAUCUUUCCAGCUCUUAGUGCUCUAGGAGGGUUAGACACAUGAUGGGCUAAUGUAGAAAGAAAUUAACAGUAUAUGUUCAGGGAUGAUGGAUUGAUAAGCAGACAUGCUAUUUACAACUGGAUGUAACUUUUGAUAUGCUGUGGUAAAAGUGUCUCUCUUAUUGACGCUGUCCUAUCACUGUACUCUCGUGAAAAGAGAAGCCUGAAGAGAAGCCUGUUGUAGUUCCCUGAACUUUGGGACUUCAUUCCCUUAAAGGUUUGUCCCUUCCAAGCUUUAUCCUAAGCUAACCGCCUCCUGGCUCUAGCUUCAUGUUAGCGCACUGACAUAAGUGGUAUCAAUCUUCUUAUUUUAUCUCUGCAACAACGCAAAUAAUCAUAUUUAAUGUAAUAACUCCUAAGUCAAGAGUUUUACAGGAUACUGCGAAAGCUGCGUGCGCUACGCUCACUUCAGCAGAGCGAGUUUUGCAGUCUAACAUUUACAGUACGGUUAGUGUUGUUUGGGUAAAGAUUGGAAUAUGAAUGUGAUCUACUCAUGUGACUUUAUGCCUUCUGGGUGGCCCGCCUCUAUUUAAUAAGUUUAUGGAGCACACCGGUUGUAUUGUAUUAUUACAUUUAAGUACAUUUUAGGUACAGGCUGUUCUUUAAAUGCAAAUAUCUGAAGCAAUAAUGCUCAUGUAAUUAAUGACUUCUGUUUAUAGUAAAGUGUGAUCAUUUGACUUUCAUUCUGUCGAUGUCUUUUUAUCCAGAUUUCAUCCUUUUGGCAAUAGUCUUUUUCUAUAUAUACUCUGAUUCAUUUUAGCUCCGCCCCUCCCUCUCUGGAAGCACAGUGCUCUCUGACCACGGUUGAUGUGUUUAUUUCAUUUUAAAUAACAAUGGAAACCUUCACUUUUUUCUUAAUUGUUAUGCAUACCUGAUUCCCAAUAAAGCUUUACUGACUCCA
Molecule: messenger RNA, 4915 nt
Organism: Etheostoma spectabile (orangethroat darter)
Lineage: Eukaryota; Metazoa; Chordata; Actinopteri; Perciformes; Percidae
Gene: gabra5
Product: gamma-aminobutyric acid type A receptor subunit alpha5
Exons: 10
Coding region: 255-1763 (502 amino acids)
Biological process (GO): monoatomic ion transmembrane transport
Cellular component (GO): membrane
Molecular function (GO): extracellular ligand-gated monoatomic ion channel activity; GABA-A receptor activity
Source: RefSeq, a predicted model, not a curated record